Molecule: messenger RNA, 1920 nt
Organism: Pangasianodon hypophthalmus (striped catfish)
Lineage: Eukaryota; Metazoa; Chordata; Actinopteri; Siluriformes; Pangasiidae
Gene: igsf5a
Product: immunoglobulin superfamily, member 5a
Exons: 9
Coding region: 544-1614 (356 amino acids)
Biological process (GO): cell-cell adhesion
Source: RefSeq, a predicted model, not a curated record
GUUGACUCAUACCAAAGGGAUAUUGUCUCCAGUACACACCUGCUGAAGAUCCUUUCUGUGCAUGUGACUGUGAUAUAUAAGCUUGGGUUUAACUACCAGGGAGACGAGUGUUUACUGUCUUUAAAUGCCAAAGAAGGGCGUAUUAUACAAACCUUAUAGCAAACACACUACUUCAUGAGUUCAAAGUCAUCUUUCUGCUUGACAAGCUACUCGGGCACUUUGGCAUUUCAGUGAUCAUCGUAUCUCACGUUCCUCCCUCGAGUUUUGGUAUGAUCUGGCCUGCAUGCAAAGCAGAGAGGUUAAACAGGUACCACUCCUGUCUCCUCUCUCCUUUCGCAUAUGUGUGUGUGUUAAGAAGAAUGCUGGACUUUGGCCUUCCUACGGCCCAGCGAGAUGAGAUAAGUGGUGAACAUUUGUUUCACGCCUGCUCGGAUAUGAAUCAGAAGGAGAAACCUGGCUCUUCAUGAAUCUCCGUUGUUCCUAAAUAAUCCCCGGACUGAUUUUUUGGGAUUUGAAGAUUGGCAUGAGCGCUUCUGAAGAAGCAUGGACACAUUCACCCUUGCAGCUGUCUUGCUUUUCAUCACAGGGGGCGUGAGCGCUCAAGUGCUGCAACCUAUUAAUGAGACGGUGCUCCAAAACUCUGAAGCCAGGUUCAACUGCAGCAUUAAUACGGCUGGCUGGACUGUCAUGACCUGGACAGUGAAUGAACGCUUAGCUCUCAGUAUUUCAGAGAGCUCAGGCCCGAUUGGUAGUCAUAUCCGGUACUUUGCCACAAACUACUCCACAGCAGGACAAUAUAAAUGGGAGUUUCUGAUCAAGGGCGUCACAACAGCCGACGCUGGAAGAGUGGGGUGUCAGGUGCAGGGCAGUCUGCCCGUAUCUGCUACACUGACUGUCCAGCAAAAUGGCACAGUGGCAAUUAUGGGGUCAAACCGCACAGCUACAGAAGGAGAUCAGGUCACGUUCCAGUGCCUCGCAGUAGGCUGGUUACCUGCAGCGCAGCUUUCCUGGGCUGUGAACGGCAUACCGGUGGAUAAAGGGGUCAAUAACACAAGCCCAGUGGCAGACGGGAUUCUCAUGAACUCCAACAGCACUCUCAAAAUCACCGCCACCAGCAAUGCUUCUGUGGACUGUCUGGCAUCCAUUUCUAGUCUCCCAUCACCUGAAAUCAGCACUGUCUUCCUGACAGUCCAGAAGGCCGUGCCACCGCCGCGCAGAGACCAGACAGUGUUAAUAGCAAUCACUGUGGCCUUCAGCUUGGCCGCACUUUUAGUCCUCCUCAUCAUCGGCAUCAUCUUCUGCUGUAAGAGGCAGAGGAGAAAGAGAUCAAGCUAUCAGGACCAAAUGAGAGCACACACUCUAUCUCAUAGACAGCAAGCCGCAUACCCUGAGAGAGGACAGGUAUGGCAUAACAUUGGAUUCACUGAAGAAAGGCCGAGAGCAGACAACAAUGACGGGGUGUACACCAUCAGCGGCUUCCAGCAAAGCAAUUAUAUCAACAAUAUUCAGCUUCCUGAAGUGAAUCCCAACCAAUACGUCGACAGUUCCACUUACGACGGUUACUCCCUCGAUGAUCCUGGGCUCAAAAAACACAGACAUUUGACUAUCGUGUAAAUAGACAAAGCGCUUUAUUUUUCUAAAUAACGCAUAGAAGUCUUAACUUAUUGCGAAAGAUAUAAUAUAUGUUCAUUGGUGCACUGAUUGCAGUGCAAGCCUAUGGUAUAACUGUAUUUUAAACUUCUAUGUAAAGUAUAUAUUUAAUUUUUAUUUAAUGUCAGAAAAUGUUUUAUAACUGCACUGUAUAUAAAAGAGCUAUAUGAGACGUAUACGAGACUUAACGACCUGUUUACAUGUACAGAUCUCGUACACUGCCUUGAUUUACCAUUCAAAGGAAGUUUUCUAAUAAAAGUUUCCUAAUAA